Molecule: messenger RNA, 2360 nt
Organism: Betta splendens (Siamese fighting fish)
Lineage: Eukaryota; Metazoa; Chordata; Actinopteri; Anabantiformes; Osphronemidae
Gene: fibcd1a
Product: fibrinogen C domain containing 1a
Exons: 9
Coding region: 127-1497 (456 amino acids)
Source: RefSeq, a predicted model, not a curated record
CAGACUGAGUGAUCAGAUUAGCUCCCACUCCGCCUCACUGAAUGCGUCGGUUCUGUUCCAGCAGAUGGUUUUUUCAGUCUUUUCUUCAUCAUUAUCACAGCUUCAGUUCUACCACCGGCACUCAGGAUGAUGCUGAAUGACCGAUGGACAAUCAUGAACAACAGCAGCUCCGAGCUUGACAGCAAACGACCAAACACACAAAAGAAAUGCUGCAGCUUUGUGUUAUGGACUGUCAUCUCUGUGCUUGGCAUAGCAACUGUAAUUAUGACAACUGUCAUCAUCCUGUACCUGAGCCAGUACCCACUUCCUUUCGUCAACAGGGGUGGUGUCUCCUCCUCCUCGCCUGUAAUUUCAACCAACCCUAAAGAGUCUGUUGCCCUGGUGACAGUGUCUCGUGUCACAGCUGGUGAGCCAAUCAACAUCUUCUUGGACCCAAACUGUCCAGACUACAGUGAGAACCUUCUACGCUGGGAGGCGCUACAGAGCUCACUGCUACAGGCACUGACUAAUCACAAUGCAGAUGACUGGCAGGAGAAGGGACUGCUACAGAAGGUGGCAGAGGAAUUAAAAGUACUUGUUGGCCAUGCCCACAACCUGAGGCUGGAGUCUGAUUCACUUAAAAGAAGUCAAGGUGUUCUGGACCAUAAGCUGGAUGGACUGCAGAGUGAACAGCGCAGCAUCAUACAGGUGUUGUCUGACAGUCACUCCGGUGUGCUGAAGGUGGCUGCAAGUUUCAGUGACUCUCUGCUCAGCCUGCAGAGUGAAACAGAGAGUGUGAGAAAGCUGAAGAGUGAAUUGCAAAAAGUCAAUAAUAACAGAGCCAUAGGACCCAGAGACUGCAGCGAUGUCAUGGCAUCCGGUGUUUUUGAGGACGGAGUUUAUUCUGUGUUUCCAGUUCAUGACCCUAACGGCUUCAUGGUUUACUGUGACAUGACGACUGAUGGAGGAGGCUGGACGGUGAUCCAAAGGAGGGAGGAUGGUUCUGUGAACUUUUUCCGGGACUGGGAGGCAUACAGAGACGGCUUCGGACAGACGACAGGAGAGCACUGGCUCGGUUUACACAGGAUGUACUCUUUCACCAGGUUGGGAGGCUAUGAGUUACGUAUAGAUAUGGCUGACUUCGACAAUGCCACAGCCUUCGCUCAUUACGCAGAAUUCUCUGUUGGCCAGGACUCUGUGAACCCAGAUGAAGAUGGGUACCCGCUAAGCGUGGACAAGUACUCUGGGACUGCAGGUGAUUCCCUGUUGAAGCACUCUGGGAUGCAGUUCACCACCAAAGAUCGGGACAAUGACCAAUCAGAGAACAACUGUGCAGCAUACUACCAGGGUGCAUGGUGGUACCGAAACUGCCACACCUCCAACCUGAAUGGCCAGUACCUGAGGGGAGGCCACGCCUCCUAUGCUGAUGGGGUUGAAUGGUCCAGCUGGACCGGCUGGCAGUACUCACUCCGUUUCACUGAGAUGAAGAUACGUCCACAUGCCAGACCACAGUCCUGAUCCUCACAGACCUGAACUUAAACUGGACCUUUGACAAAAAAAAACCCUGAUCUAAAUCAGGCCCUGUUUUUGGUAAGAUUGCGACUUCACCAUAACUAUGACACCUGGACCUGAAGGGCCAGGGUCUGUAUAGUGUGAAAUCAGAACAAAGCUUCUAAAUUUGGUUUAAGUAUUAAAUUACUUGAGUCUUUUAUUUUCAAAAUCUGCUGUAUCACAUUUCCAAAGUGUAGAAAUACUUGAUGAUAGUACUGAUAGUAAUUUUAAAAAUCCUGUUGCUGUUCACACACAUAAUAUAUCAUAUGACUUGUUGGGGUAUGAGCUUAAAGUAACUAAAACUAAUAAGCCAACUAAUGUAUUACUACUGCUGUAGUGAGGUAUUUGGGUACUUAGUUACUGUAUUCCAAUCAGCUAGUAUUUCAGGUUGCUCUCUGGUUAAUAAUUAGUUACUUGAUAAUGAGAUGUCACAAAAAUACCUCCAUGAAAUGUAUGUUGUUUAUUUUUCUUAUUAUGUAAACGUAUUAACUUUCACACCCUGACUGCCGGUCCUCCAUACACCUUGUAAUUUUUAUAUAGAAGAGGUGAAACACAACAUAAGAUUUUUGGCUUAGAAGUGAAAUACUUCACCUCUGACCUCUGGCAUUGACCAUACACUAAGUCUAAGCCCUGGGGAGUCAUCUGACUCUUUGUUUUAUACAUUGUGAGCAUUUAUAUUGUGAAGAGUUUGAUUUACUUGUUUGUUAUCCUAACUUGUAAUUUAUUUGCUUGAAUGUCUUACUUAAGAUCUGUUGUGCUAAAUGAUCUCAUGAGUCAUAACUGACUAAAGUAAAAAAAUAAAUUUAUUAAACUAAAUUGAAUGUCUCAUU